Exophiala mesophila is the source of this 2038-nucleotide messenger RNA. Its product is annotated as serine/threonine-protein phosphatase. Gene Ontology annotation, molecular function: protein serine/threonine phosphatase activity. Bases 400 to 1614 code for a protein of 404 amino acids. The record is from RefSeq and is a predicted model, not a curated record. Gene Ontology annotation, cellular component: cytoplasm. The transcript is spliced from 2 exons. Gene Ontology annotation, biological process: peptidyl-serine dephosphorylation; G1/S transition of mitotic cell cycle. Lineage: Eukaryota; Fungi; Ascomycota; Eurotiomycetes; Chaetothyriales; Herpotrichiellaceae.
CCUACGACGCCUCUUCACUGUCAUUCACCUCCUUUGCGUUUGCCAGAUUACCGUCUUGACUCGCCUCGUCUUUCUGUUAAACCCGACUGCUCACUGUCUUCUAGAUCUCCUCCCCCCCUCACCUCCUUGUUCCCCUCAAUCAAUCUCAUAUCCGCGUCGGCAUCAACAUCCACGCUUCUAAGAAAACGCACACCCCCAUCAAGAACCAUCUUUCCACUCUAUACCGACAGCACGUGGAGAGGUGAUAGCAAACGCAAACGCAUGUGAUUCUUUUUCACAGUCACAUUCCCAGUCGUCAAGGUGCCGCGACACUCUCUAUCCCACCCCCUCCUUUGUUGCCCAGUUCAACAAUCACUCCCGGACCUGGUCGUCUCGAUAUAGCCUCCCCUCACCGUCACCAUGGCGGGCACGGUCAAGGUUCCAAUUCCUGGACCGGCUCGGUUAAAGAGAUCUGCAGGUCCAGAUGAAUGGCUGGAAGCCGCGAAGAAUUGCAAAUAUCUCUCUGAAUACCACAUGAAGCAACUUUGUGAGAUUGUAAAAGAGUACAUGAUGGAAGAGUCCAACAUCCAACCUGUUUCUACACCCGUGACCAUUUGCGGUGACAUCCACGGGCAAUUCUACGAUCUACUCGAGCUCUUCCGAGUUGCUGGUGGCAUGCCCAACGAAUCCGCUCCGGAAGCACCUGUCACUCCAGCCAACAUCAUCACAUCUGCCGACAUUGAACCGCCUUCGACGAUUACGAACCCGAAAUUGAAGAAGAAACUCAAGCUCGGAGGGGCCGAGCAUCCUGACACACCGAGCGAGAAAAGUGAAAUCAGUGACGCCGAGGAGAUUCCUUCGUCUCAACAAUCGGUAAUUGAAGACGAAAGGUCCGAGUCUGGAAACGUGAUUUCGCGAAAACAGAAUGCCAAUUUCAUCUUCUUGGGCGACUAUGUGGACCGGGGAUACUUCUCUUUGGAAACACUGACGCUACUGUUGUGCUUGAAGGCCAAAUAUCCAGAAAAGAUCACGUUGGUGCGGGGCAAUCAUGAAUCUCGACAAAUUACACAAGUUUAUGGUUUUUACGAAGAGUGUGUACAGAAAUAUGGAAACACGUCAGUAUGGAAGGCGUGCUGCCAGGUCUUUGACUUUAUGACAUUGGGGGCGAUUGUGGAUGGCAAGGUGUUGUGUGUGCACGGUGGGCUGUCGCCCGAGAUCCGAACGUUGGACCAGGUGCGAGUGGUUGCCCGUGCACAGGAAAUCCCACAUGAAGGUGCUUUUUGUGAUCUGGUGUGGUCGGAUCCCGAAGACGUCGAGACGUGGGCAGUCUCACCACGAGGGGCCGGUUGGCUGUUUGGAGAUCGAGUCAGUCAAGAGUUCUGCCAUGUCAACGGUCUCAACCUGAUCGCACGAGCACAUCAACUGGUGAACGAAGGAUACAAGUACCAUUUCAAGAGUCAAGACGUGGUCACGGUCUGGAGUGCACCAAACUACUGCUAUCGCUGCGGCAAUCUGGCGUCAGUGUGCGAAGUGGGCGAGGAUAUGAAUCCGAGCUUCAAGCUAUUCAGCGCGGUCAAGGAUGAACUCCGGCACGUUCCCGCCUCCAGAGGGGGUCGCAAUGAAUAUUUUCUCUAAUGGAUUGUGGAUGGAGCCAGGGAUCGAGAAACAAAGCCUGGAGAGCGAAGGAUAUCCACACAGGCGAGGAUAGGAAUGGGCCAGCGACUGGGUCUAACCUUUUGCCAGCAUUGCACGGCGUUUCUAUUGGCAUCACGAGAUAUAUCAUUGUACAUUACUGCAAAUGCCGACAGAGCCCUGUGCAUGCAAGGACACGGGGAAUUAUUGUUCCUGUGUUAUUGCGGAUAGAUGAUGGCGCCACUGAGGCAAGAUGGUUGGUUAUCAUCGAAGCAUGAGCUUGCUGACAGCGCCACCAACGCCAACAAUGGCGUGCAUGUUGCUUGAGCGGGGCAAUGAGCUAUGACAGAAGAAGAAACGGGAUGACUUUGAUGAAAUUGCAUCGUCUUUCUGUGUGUCCUUUGAGUAAAUAAAUCUUUGAUAUGGG